AACAGCAAAAUCUAUGGUGGGGUUGUCACUAUCUGUGGAAACUUCUCAGUCUCUCACUAUAGCAGAGUAUAUAAAGCAAAGGGCAAAAGAAGCAGUUGGAGCAGCUGAAACUCCAUGUGGGGGUUGGUCUGUGACAAGACUGCGCUCUUCUGCUCGUGGAACUUUAAAUGUUCCGGGAUUGAAUCUGAGCGUCGGCCCUAAAGGUGGACUCGGGGAGCAUGGUGAUGCUGUAUCUCGUCAACUGAUUCUUACAAAAGUUUCACUUGUUGAAAGACGCCCAGAGAACUAUGAAGCUGUUAUUGUUCGACCGUUAUCUGCAGUAAAUGCACUUGUUCGAUUUACUGAGGAGCCCCAGAUGUUUGCAAUUGAGUUCAAUGAUGGAUGCCCGAUCCAUGUAUAUGCAAGCACCUCUCGUGACAGCUUACAUGCUGCAGUUCGUGAUUUGUUGCAAACAGAAGGCCAAUUGACUCAUGUUCACCAAGCAUUUCAUGGUGGUGAAGAUGCCGCAGUUUCCUCUUCCUUACCUCUGGCGAAACGCAGUGUCUUGGGUGGGCUUCUUCCUGAAUCUUUGCUGUAUGUGUUAGAACGUAGUGGUCCAGGGGCAUUUGCAGCUGCAAUGGUAUCUGAUUCUGAUACUCCAGAGAUUAUAUGGACUCACAAGAUGCGAGCAGAAAAUCUGAUUCGUCAGGUACUUGGAUACUCCAGAGAUUACCUCCUGAACUUAUGUGAUGAGAUUAGAUUUCCAAACUGGCCAAUUGUUGAACAUGUUGAGUUUCUACAGUCAUUACUGGUAAUGUGGCGUGAGGAGCUUACAAGAAGACCUAUGGAUCUUUCUGAGGAAGAAGCUUGCAAAAUAUUAGAGAUAUCCUUGGAAGAUGUGUCAAGUGAUGAUGCCAAUAUGAAGCAUUCCAUUGAGAUGGGUGAGGAUAGCUUUAGCAUAACCAAGCAGAUUGAGAAUAUUGAUGAAGAAAAGCUUAAGCGACAAUAUAGGAAACUUGCCAUGAGAUACCAUCCAGAUAAAAAUCCUGAAGGAAGGGAUAAGUUUCUUGCUGUACAGAAAGCUUAUGAGCGCUUGCAGGCCACCAUGCAAGGCUUGCAAGGCCCUCAAGCUUGGCGGUUGUUGCUUUUAUUGAAAGGACAAUGCAUCUUGUACAGAAGAUAUAGAGAUAUAUUGGAACCAUUCAAAUAUGCUGGUUAUCCAAUGUUGCUCAAUGCAGUUACUGUGGAUAAGGAUGAUAACAAUUUUAUUUCCUUAGAGAGAGCACCUCUCCUUGUUGCAGCGUCAGAGCUUAUUUGGCUAACGUGUGCAUCUUCUUCAUUGAACGGUGAAGAGCUUGUGAGGGGUGGUGGCAUACAGCUUCUUGCAAAUCUCCUCUCUCGUUGCAUGUGUUUAGUUCAGCCAACUACAUCCGCAAAUGAACCAUCUGCCAUAAUUGUUACAAAUGCUAUGCGCACCUUCUGUGUUUUGAGUCAAUUUGAGAGUGCCUGGGCUGAAAUACUUGAAUAUUCUGGAUUAGUUGAUGACAUUGUGCACUGCACCGAGCUUGAGCUUGUACCUGCUUCUGUAGAUGCCGCUCUCCAAACUAUUGCGCACGUUUCUGUGUCCACUGAAUUGCAAGAUGCCUUGCUUAAAGCUGGUGUCUUAUGGUACCUUUUGCCCGUGCUGCUUCAGUAUGACUCAACUGCAGAUGAAUCUGACACAACAGAGUCACAUGGUGUUGGUGCUAGCGUACAGAUUGCAAAAAAUAUGCAUGCUGUACGUGCAUCGCAGGCGCUGUCACGGCUCAGUGGUUUGUGUAGUAAUGGGAGUUCAACACCUUAUAAUCAGACAGCAGCUGAUGCCCUUAGAGCUUUGUUGACUCCAAAACUUGCAAGUAUGUUAAAAGAUCAAGCUCCUAAAGACCUACUGUCGAAAUUAAACAAUAACUUGGAGUCUCCAGAGAUUAUCUGGAACUCUUCCACCCGAGCAGAACUACUGAAAUUUGUGGAUCAGCAACGGGCAAGUCAGGGUCCAGAGGGCUCAUAUGACUUGAAAGAUUUGCAUAUGUUUUCGUAUAAGGCACUAUCAAAAGAACUCUUACACGAUCAAUGUGCUUUAGAGUCAGAACUUAAGAAUGAGCCAAAGCAGGAUGGCUCAUCCCUUGAAACAUCUGAGCAUCCUAGUGAUAUUGCUAUUGCAUCAGUAGAUGAACAUAGUCCCCCAGUUGAUGAUAUGGCAGUAUCCAAUGGCAAAGUGUCAGAGAAAGAAGAAUUUAAAGUGGUCAAGAACCUUAAGUUUGUACUGAAUUCACUUAAGAAAGCAACAUACCUCAACUCUGCCUGA
This is a messenger RNA of Argentina anserina (silverweed cinquefoil), 2323 nucleotides long. Its product is annotated as dnaJ homolog subfamily C GRV2-like. The record is from RefSeq and is a predicted model, not a curated record. The transcript is spliced from 12 exons. Lineage: Eukaryota; Viridiplantae; Streptophyta; Magnoliopsida; Rosales; Rosaceae. Bases 14 to 2323 code for a protein of 769 amino acids. Gene Ontology annotation, biological process: receptor-mediated endocytosis; regulation of early endosome to late endosome transport; endosome organization. Gene Ontology annotation, cellular component: endosome membrane.